Molecule: messenger RNA, 1251 nt
Organism: Echinops telfairi (small Madagascar hedgehog)
Lineage: Eukaryota; Metazoa; Chordata; Mammalia; Afrosoricida; Tenrecidae
Gene: DEGS2
Product: delta 4-desaturase, sphingolipid 2
Exons: 3
Coding region: 1-972 (323 amino acids)
Biological process (GO): sphinganine metabolic process; ceramide biosynthetic process
Cellular component (GO): membrane
Molecular function (GO): sphingolipid delta-4 desaturase activity
Source: RefSeq, a predicted model, not a curated record
AUGGGCAACAGAGCGGGCCGAAUCGACUUCGAGUGGGUCUACACGGACCAGCCGCACACGCAGAGGCGCAAGGAGAUGCUGGCCAAGUACCCGGCCAUCAAGACGCUGAUGCGGCCGGACCCACACAUCAAGUGGACGGUGACCGGUCUGGUGCUGGCACAGCUGCUGGCCUGCUACCUGGUGCAGAACCUGUCCUGGCGCUGGCUCUUAUUCUGGGCCUAUGUUGUCGGCGGCUGCGUGAACCACUCAUUGACACUGGCCAUCCACGACAUCUCCCACAACACUGCCUUUGGCACCAGCUACCCAGCCUAUAACCGUUGGUUUGCCAUCUUUGCCAACCUGCCCAUUGGCUUGCCCUACUCGGCCUCCUUCAAGAAGUACCACAUAGACCACCACCGUUACCUGGGCGGCGACGGGCUCGACAUGGAUGUGCCCACGCACCUGGAGGGCUGGCUCUUCAACCGCCCAGCCAGCAAGCUGCUCUGGCUGGCCCUUCAGCCGCUGUUCUAUUCCCUGCGGCCGCUCUGCAUGAACCCCAAGGCCAUAACCGGCAUGGAGGUGCUCAAUGCCCUGGCGCAGCUCAUCACCAAUGUUGCCAUCUUCUCCCUCUGGGGGCUCAAGCCUGUGGUCUACCUGCUAGCCAGCACACUGCUGGGCUUGGGCCUGCACCCCUUCUCGGGCCACUUUGUGGCCGAGCACUACAUGUUUCGCAAGGGCUACGAGACCUACUCCUACUACGGGCCGCUCAACUGCAUCACGUUCAAUGUGGGCUACCACAUGGAGCACCACGACUUUCCCAGCAUCCCUGGCUGCAACCUGCCACUGGUGCGGAAGAUAGCCCCCGAGUACUACGACCACCUGCCGCAGCACCACUCCUGGCUGAAGGUCCUCUGGGACUUCGUGUUUGAGGACUCGCUGGGGCCCUAUGCCAGGGUGAAGCGGGAGUACAAGCUGGCAGACAGCGGCCUGUGAUGGGUGCAGCCAUGGGUCAGCAGCCCCCACCUGUGCCCAGCACCCCAGAACUGGUCUGGCUGCAUUUUGUCCCAGUGCCUUUGGCUGAUGCUCCAGUCUCUUGUCCAGGGGCAGUGUGUGGCCCUGCUGUCCUGGAUGAGGCUGGCCCUCCCUGCUCCGCUGACCAUCACCAUUUCCACGACCUGUUGGUCUUUUUUCUUGGGGUCCCAGCCCCACGGGCUCCCAGGCCUCUCUGUUCAGUGUCCCAGACCCACAUUAAAUUCAGUGCUUUCUCUCACA